CCUCCUCCGCUGCAGCCUGACUCUGACACAGCCAGCAUGACUGCAAACUGAGAGCUGCUCACACAAAGAGGGGCACGUUGCUUCAUUUUAGACGCAUAAAUUGUGUGUUUUAUUUCUUCCCAGCGAGGGGAGGAAGGAAGACGGCUGAUUAAGAGUGCAAAGGAGGAGCAUCAAAAGCAGGUCGGUCCCUGAUAACGUCGCUGGCUGAGGGAGGAGAACACAGAACUGCUUCAUCAUGAAUUUUGUAAUGAAAGCUGCGCUAGGAGGAGGCCCCCCUGAUGUUGGCAAGAUGCUGGGUGGCGAGGAGAAGGAGGAGGACCCCGAUGCAGCAAAGAAAGAGGAGGAGAGACAGGAGGCGCUGAAGCAGCAGGAGGAUGAGAGGAAGGCCAAAUAUGCCAAGAUGGAGGCUGAGAGGGAACAGAUGAGGCAAGGCAUCAGAGAUAAGUAUGGAUUAAAGAAAAAAGAGGAGGUCGAGGCUGAAGCAGCAGCUGCUGCCGAGGAGCCUGCAGCCGGCAGCUUGACUCGACCCAAGAAGGCCGUGCCGUCCGGCUGUGGAGAUGAAGAGGAAGAGGAAAGCAUCAUGGACACAGUGAUGAAAUACCUGCCAGGCCCUCUGCAAGAUAUGCUAAAGAAGUAGCUUAGCCUGCUAACUAAAGCUAACAUUAUCUGGCUGAAUUUGCUACAUUCACAGGGUUGGCUUGAAUCAGGUUUUUAUUGUCAACGUAGAUUCAACAUAGAAUUUAGAGGAGUUUUUUGGUGUCAAAUCAGUUUUGUAGUAGGGUAACUUCUCAAAUGUGAACUAAGUUAGACUAAACUGACUCAACAACCAGGUGAAUGUUAGCUAGAUUGAUGUUAGCAUCAGCCAUGUUAGAUUUUGAAGCUAACAACAAGUGGAGGGCUAAAGUCACAUUUGAGAUGGUUUAUACUCCUAGUCUGAGAGGUUUUGAACUUUAUUUUCUCCUCUGCGUUAGCUGCAGCUCGGAAAAGUAACUGUCCACCACCUUCACUCAGUUUGUACAUAACAAAAUCCCAAUGCACACCCACAAGGUGGGCAAACAAUCAUAGAUAUCACGUAUAAAAGAAUAUGUCAGUGGCUACUUAAAAAGAAAACUUGAUAAGCCAUAUUUUACGAACAAUAUAAAGACUAAUGUUGUGUGUUCCUAAAAUUUCUGUAUGUGUGUUCUGUCUGAUAUUUAUGUAAAACGUUUUGCACACAGUGUUCCACAUAAUAUGUAACCUUUUGUCUGUCUUUCAGGCGCACUCCCUCAAAGUUCAACAUGUUUACACGUUCAUGUCGUGCAGUGUUCAGAAAUGUUUCCACUUCCUUGCCCAGUAUUAUGUCUUGCAUGCCAUUUGUCUGUACAGUUUGUUGUGUGAAUAUGUAGUCAAAUCCUCCUUAUUCCCAUCUGUCUCAUUACUUAUCAUGCAAAAAAUAUCAAGGCAAUAACUUAAGUUUGACUCUGUUUCCGUCCACGUUGAUAUAACCGUUAAUAAUAAUAGUAUCAAUGCUUUAAAAAAAACUUGAUAUGUAUGUAUUCAGGAAACUAAUUUUGAUUUGCUGGGUGUCUAUUUUUGUGUGUCUUUUGUCAUUUUGAGGAAGAAUGACUGCUGUAGCUGUUUUACACAACAGCUAAAACCUUAAGCUUUCAGCCAUAAAUCCAGAACUUACAGUAUCUAUACUACUACAAUCAGGAUCUAUGGGAAGGACUAUAUGAUAUUUGAGAUAGUUUUUUUGAGCGUAUCGAAGAGAACCUAACCUGUUGGAGAGAAGCCACUUUCCUUCAAUACACAAUCCCUCCUUACUGAUUUUGCUUUACAGAAAAUAACACACAUGUGAUUUACAAAGGUUCAGAAUUUCUGUUUUGGAUGGAGGUUAUGCAGAAUGACAAGAGCAAUAAAGGAUUAAAUGUAUGUUUCUGCCUGAGAUUCAAUAAAGACUUAAAAUCCUGCUCACAGA
Girardinichthys multiradiatus is the source of this 1957-nucleotide messenger RNA. RefSeq names its product complexin 2, like (gene cplx2a). The record is from RefSeq and is a predicted model, not a curated record. The transcript has 4 exons. Gene Ontology annotation, biological process: neurotransmitter transport; regulation of neurotransmitter secretion; synaptic vesicle exocytosis. Gene Ontology annotation, cellular component: SNARE complex; terminal bouton. The coding region runs from base 236 to 637 and encodes 133 amino acids. Gene Ontology annotation, molecular function: syntaxin binding. Lineage: Eukaryota; Metazoa; Chordata; Actinopteri; Cyprinodontiformes; Goodeidae.